GGUUCCUGUUUCCGGUCUGUGAUGAUUCGAUCAGUGAGGAAAUUCAAUCAGAAAACUGCGAACUUUGAUCGAUUUAUAGAAAACAAAAGGUUGAUAUAACCUUCGCCUGGAUCUGACCAAUCAUAGUGAGGCUCUCUCUGUGACGUCACUUCUGUGCUUCCGGGACGACGGUGACAGAGUUCAGUUCGUCAAAGAUAAUCGGAGCGCACGGAUAGACAAUGCUGUGUGUUGUGGUGUGUGUGCUCGUCCUCUCCGGUCUCGUGCACGGUGGAGCAGCUCACCUCCACCGACGCUUUGAGAAACCACAUCUGCAGCUGGACCCUGAAGUGCACAUGAACAUAACAGAGAUCAUCCGGCGCUGGAGCUACCCGGCCGAGGAGCACGAGGUUCUGACGGAGGACGGGUUCAUCCUGAUGGUGAACAGGAUCCCCAGCGGACGGACACACACUGCAGGCCCGAGGCCGGCGGUCUUGCUCCAACAUGGCCUCCUCGCCGCCGGCAGCAACUGGAUCACCAACCCGCCAAACUCCAGUCUGGGAUACGUGCUGGCGGACGCCGGGUACGACGUGUGGCUCGGGAACAGCCGAGGGAACACGUGGUCCAGGAAACACCGGACGCUCACACCAGACCAGGACGAGUUCUGGAGGUUCAGUCAUGAUGAAAUGGCUCUGAAGGAUCUUCCCGCCGUUGUAAACUACAUCCUGAAGGUGACGGGACAAGAACAGAUCUACUACAUCGGACACUCUCAGGGAACCACGAUAGCGUUCAUGGCGUUCUCCACGCUCCCUGAACUGGCGAGUAAGAUCAAGCUGUUCUUCGGUUUGGCUCCCGUGGCGACGGUGGCGUUCACCAGGAGCCCGAUGACCAAACUGUCCGUCCUGCCGGAGCCGCUCAUCUGGGCGCUGUUCGGCAGUAGGAACUUCCUGCCUCAGAGUCACCUGAUCGAGUGGUUCGCUGAGCACGUGUGUGGGAAGCAGCCGCUCAGCGAGCUGUGUGGAAACCUCUUCUUCGUCCUCUGUGGCUUCGACGAGAAAAACCUCAACAUGACUCGGACUCCGGUUUACACAACACACUGUCCUGCUGGGACGUCCGUCCAGAACAUGGUGCACUGGGCCCAGCACAUCCAUGGAGGGAAACUCACAGCGUUUGACUUCGGCUCUGAAGGAAACAAGAGACACUACAACCAGUCCACUCCCCCUCAGUACAACGUCCAGGACAUGAAGGUUCCCACCGCUCUGUUUUCAGGGGGACAGGAUACACUGGCGGACCCCAAAGAUGUCGCUGUCCUCGUCACGCAGGUGUCUAACUUGAUCUACCAUCAGCACAUCGAACACUGGGAACAUCUGGAUUUCAUUUGGGGUCUAGAUGCUCCUGAACAGAUGUUUCCCUCCAUCCUGAGGCUGCUGAAGGAGCACCACUAGAGGGCGCCAUGAGGACACUGGUUUCUGUUUAAAGCUUCACCCCCCACAGCAGAACCACAACAACUCUUUUGAUUCAAACUGAACUUUUUGUCAAUUAACAUGUUAAUUUCUGUUCCUGUGACAUCAUCAACCUGGUCUGUGAGGUCACAGAGUUGUGCACGUGACCACAACAGAACGCCAUCAUGUGAGACGUGUGCAGCACCAACCAGAGACAGUUUAAUAUAAAAUGCUUUUAUUUUGACGGGACAUGUUGCAUAUGACUCUGUACUGUGAAGUUGUAACUUGAGUCUGAUUUCACAAGUUAACGUUUAGAUUUUUUAACAUAAAACCAUUUAAUCUGAAUCAGUUUUAAUAAAACAAUUUUAAUGCAA
Limanda limanda (common dab) is the source of this 1792-nucleotide messenger RNA. RefSeq names its product lipase, gastric (gene lipf). NCBI's taxonomy places the organism in Eukaryota, Metazoa, Chordata, Actinopteri, Pleuronectiformes, Pleuronectidae. The record is from RefSeq and is a predicted model, not a curated record. Bases 219 to 1421 code for a protein of 400 amino acids. Gene Ontology annotation, molecular function: hydrolase activity, acting on ester bonds. The transcript has 11 exons.